This is a messenger RNA of Lymnaea stagnalis (great pond snail), 32594 nucleotides long. The record is from the annotation of a GenBank genome assembly. NCBI's taxonomy places the organism in Eukaryota, Metazoa, Mollusca, Gastropoda, Lymnaeidae.
UCGCCAACCAUAACCGUAGUUGACCCCCGUUCACGUCUGCAACUCGCAAUUUUCCCGCCAAUUCUGAAAACUGCGUAGAGGAAGAAGGCUAUUGACGGUAAGACCAAACAUUAUGUUUUUUUUUUUUGUUUCUCUCUUUCUCUCUCACAUCUCUCUCGUCUUUUUGACUUCUUCUCUUGUCUCUUUUUGACAUCUAGCAAUCACGUAGUCUGCAAGACGGAUAAAUGAUACGUAGAAAAAAACCGAUUAAAGGGAGAUAAAAAAGGGAAACAUUCUUGAGAUGUCGAGAUUGUUUCCCCCCUUCACCUGCCAAGCCUUAGUCACCAUUCUACAUUUCACGUGUAACAAUGACCUGGUGUCAGCCGGUACGUCUCCAGGUGAUAACAUUUCAAAAGUGCAUGUGGUGUAGCUUUCCGGAUUCACCCCUUUGGCUAUUGAUCAGGCGCCCCAUGGGGGGCCCUAUGGAGAUUCGGGAAUUUUGAAACAUGAGUUCCGUAUCUCAUAAGAACGUACGGAUUUUUUUUUAAAAAAAAAGAGUUGAGAGCUCUUAUGGUUUCUGAAUAGUUUUUUUUAUUUUUUUUUUAUCCCAAGUGCAAAAAUACGCACCUUUUGAGCGCACCAAUUGAACUUGUGGUGUGAGACAUAUCUAGAGAGCACCGGUUCAAAAAGGUAAAUUCGAAAGCUCACUUCUGAUAGUUUAUAAUGUUUGUUCCUUGCGCUGUACAUAGAUGAUUUCAACAUAAUGGAUAUCUUGCGCUGUACACAUCUGGUCUAAAAAAUAAUGGAUCUCUUGCGCUGUUCAUAGCUGUUCUUAAAAUAAUAGAUAUGUUGCGCUGUUCGGAGCUGAUUCUAAAAAUAAUGGAUAUCUUUGGUUGCACGAGCUGAUCUAAAAAAAAAUAAUAGAUAUCUUUGGUUGUACUUGCUGAUCCAAAAAUAAUGGAUAACCUGCGCUGAACCUAGCGGAUCUAAAAAUAAUGGGCAUCUUCCACUGCAUUUAGCUGGAAAAACGGAAUGGAUAUUUACGAUGCGUCCCUUUUACGUUCAUAUUACACAGCAUCACACAUUGUUAAUAAAUGCAGUGUUCCGAAUUCUGUCACCGGAAAUGUUCUGCAUUCUGUCCUUGAUAUUUUAUUUCUACUGUCCGUGACAAUUUUAUUAUCCUAUAUUGACAGUUUAUGUAUAUCAAAAUGUUCUUUAGGUCUGCAAGGAUGGAAGCUUGAGGAUUAAGGUAUAAGAUGAAACGCUGUUCUGUUCACAGAAAUUUGAAAGUGUUAUGUCCUACUUGUAAGUCUUUUAUCGGGAUAUUCGAGAUUCAAUGGCAUCGACAUUAAAGGAUCUUGGAAAUAAUUCAUUCAGGGGACACAGCAACGUUUUACUUAGCGUGUGUGAUAUAAUUAAGUAUGUGACAUAUUUCAGUUUGGAACAUAAUUCAUUUCGUGACAUCAUUAUUUUUUUAGAUAUAUAACAUAAUGCAGUUUGUGACAUAAUCCAGUUUGUGGCAGAAUUCAUUUUAAUGACAGAAUCCAGUUUGUGACAUAAUUCAGUUUGCGACAUACCGUAUAUACUCGCAUAUAAGCCUACAUCGCAUAUAAGCCGACCCCCCUAUAUAAAACUGCUUUCAUAUGACCCGUUUUUGCAAAAACCCGCUUAUAAGCCGACCAUACAAAUGUCUAAUUUUACUCCAUAUUUUCGGUUCAUAAGAAUGUGUUCCUGUCAAGAUGUAAAAUGCUUACUUUUAUGUUACUUACCAGUUUGUUUACCUUUUGGAAUGACACAAAAACGUGUUCUGCUCCUUCAUACUCAGUCUAAUGAUCAGCUAUGCAUACAUGAAAUUCUUUGCAGUGACACCCUUGUAUAUAUAUAUAUAUAUAUAUAUAUAUAUAUAUAUUAAGUACUCUGUACACACAAUCAAAUAAAAAGCCAGAUAGCGAUGAAAAUGUGUGGCUGGAAAAUUGGCAUUAGUGUCUGUCCUGGUGAAUUUAUAAAUUAAAGAUAAAAAUCGAAUCAAAUUUUAUGGACCCCCAGAACCCAUGUUAAAUCACUUUUUCCAAUGAAUAACUGAUUUUUAUAAUUUUUAAGAAACAUGUUGUGUCCAAUUUUCUGGUCUUAGUCAAAAUCUAAUAUUGUCGUAACUGGAAGUGGUGUGUCGUGACUUGAUGGAGUGUGUCAUGGCUGGAUGUAGUGUGUCGUAACUGAUUGUAAUUUGUCGUGACUGGAUAAAGAGUUUCGUGACUAGAUGUAGUGUGUCGUGAUUGAAUGUAGUGACUCAAUGCAGAGUGUCAUGAUUGGCUCUAAUGUGUCGUGACUGGAGGGAAUGUGUUGUGACGGGAUAUAGUGUGUCGUGAUUGGCUGUAGUGUGACGUGAUUUGAUGUAGUGUGUCGUGAUUGGAUGUUCGUGUGUCACGACUGGAUGACAUGUUACAGGUGACAUAUGUCGGUAAUUUUGAAAAUUUGAUAUUUUUAAAUUUAUUUUGUUUUUUUCCUGACAGUUCUGUUGAUGAGAUUGUGUAGGAUGGAAGAGGCGCGUUUCUGGUCAUGGGAAAUGCCUGUCUCCUUAGAUACAUUUUUUGUAUUUUUUUUCCUUAUAUGAGCUAUACAAAUCUAUUUAAAAAUAAUGAUGCUUAGUGCAGCGGGCUUAGGUCCGCCACGAUCCCUUGACGUCAGUAUUUAUUGGUGCGCAAAAAUGAACCUCUUUUUCUGGACGCUUUCCUCAUCUAAUGAGAACAUUGUGGUGAGUUUGUAUCUACUUUGACACCUGAACGGUGUGAAGUGCAUCAUUUUUGAGAACGGUAAUCAUUCCUGGACCUUUGGCCGGAAUAGCAGGACUAAAAUGUAAAAUUCGCAGCACUUUUUAUGAAUCAUGAAACGCCGGCUAGAUUUAGGUAGUUUUGGUGUGACUCGAUGCAACUACUUUCCUUGAUGCCAUUCAACUGAACCUUUACGUGUCUGAGAAUUUGUGUGUUAAAUGUGAAAGUAUUAGUCAGUUAAAUAUGUCGGUAGUUGUAAAAUAAUUGUGAAUGUAGUUGUGAAUUAAAUGGGUUGGUAAAUGUGAUGUUGACAACGUCUGACCAGCAGUAAUCCCCUCAAACAUUUAAUUGACAACGUCCCUAUUGCAUGGUACGAGACGGAAUUCACAGCAAGAAACCAGGUCGCACGAGCAAUGACAAAGCACAGUUUGUGAUGAGCAAUGACAAGACACAGUUUGUGAUGAGCAUUGACAAAACACAGUUUGUGAUGAGCAAUGACAAAAAGCAGUUUGUGAUGGGCAAUGACAAGACACAGUUUGUGAUGGGCAAUGACAAAACACAGUUUGUGAUGAUCAAUCAUGAUAAAACACAGUUUGUGAUGAGUAAUGACAAAACAAAGUUUGUGAUGAGUAAUGACAAAACACAGUUUGUGAUGGGCAAUGACAAAACACAGUUUGGGAUGAGUAAUGACAAAACAAAGUUUGUGAUGAGCAAUGACAAAACACAGUUUGUGAGGUGUAAUGCAAUACACAGUUUGUAAUGAGCAAUGACAAAGCACAGUUUUUAUUCAGGCCCAAACCUUUGAAAUUCUGGGCCCCAGGCAGCUGACAGAGUUGGGGCCCUUUUGUUUUUCAAACAAGUUCGCAUUUUUUAAAGCGUAUAUAUAUAUAUAUAUAUAAAAAACUGGAAAAAGGGUGAGCCCCCCCGGCUAGCUCGGGCCCCUGACCAGUGCCAUCCUUGUCCCCUCCCCCUGACCGGUGUCAUGCUUGUCUCCCCCCCCUUUUAUGUGCGUGUCUGCUCUUUGAGCAAUGAUCGUGUUUGAAAUCCAGGCAAAUGAUUUCAUAUUUUUUAUAAUUUUGUAGGUGAAGUGAUUUCAAAAUGUCGGUUAAACUUUUACUUACGAAUGCAGGCAUUAUAGAUAUAUCUACAAAGUAGACCCGAUUUCAUCUCGGUCAUUUUUCACCACAUCGAUCGAAUUAUUAUAAUCCAAAAAUAGCUAUUAUUUUUUUUUUUACAAUGUCAUGAUUUUUAAAAUUUUUCCCAUGUUUAUUGUUCAGGGGGAAAAAAAAACCCCUCAUGGUACACACGCCCCUGAGAGUGCUAAACGUGGGAUGGAUGUGAGCUAACAAAAUGCUUACUGCUAGUUAUUUAUGGUAACGGGGCUCCAGUGAUUUGGGGCAGGUGUUCGUCAUGUGAAAAGGAAAUUAAGGUUAAAAGGGCCCCUGUGUUACUUUGAUGCUCUCGGAUGUCGGAAAUGCUCGUUUUAGUGUGUGUGUGUGGGGGGGGGGGGAAGGUAACAGGGAUUCUGCCUCCAGAAAGAGAGUCCGAGGGGAAGGGUCCCUGUUUUUCUUUGAUGCUCUCGGAUGUCGGAAAUGCUCGUUUUAGUGUGUGUGUGUGGGGGGGGGGGAAUGUAACAUGGAUUCUGCCUCCAGAAAGAGAGUCCGAGGGGAAGGGUCGGGACAGAGAGGCGUAGAAUGGUUCUGGAGGUGGAAGAAUACAAAAGGGGUUUUGGUGUUCGGUGAAAUGUGGUGGGGCGCCAGGUGGUGGUGUAAUUCAUCGGGAGGUUGUGUGUGUGAUUGGGUGGAAUUGUGUGAUUGAGUGGAAUUGUGGCGGUGUGAUUGGGUGGGAUUGUGUGAGUGGAAUUGUGGUGGUGUGAUUGGGUGGGAUUGUGUGAUUGUGUGGAAUUGUGGGGGUGUGAUUGGGGGGGGUUGUGUGAUUGGGUGGAAUUGUGGUGGUAUGAUUGGGUGGGGGGAUUGGUUUGAUUGGAUUGGUUUGUCAUAGUUUUAUAUGGUGAAGUUGUGGCGGUGUGUUAGUGUUGGAUUGUGGUUAGUAAUUCGGAAAGGGGUGAGGUGGUGUUUGUACUGGUCUGAUUGUGUGGGACUGUGUGGUGUGAUUGUGUGGAAAUAUGUGGUGUGACUGUUUGGGACUUUGUGGUGUAACUAUGUGGGACUUUGUGGUUUGACUGUGAGGGACUGUGUGGUGUGAUUGUGUGGGAAUAUGUGCUGUGACUGUUUAGGACUUUGUGGUGUGACUGUGUGGGACUUUGUGGUGUGAUUGUGUGGGACUGUGUGGUGUCAUUGUGUGGGUCUGUGUGGUGUGAUUGAGUGGUGGGAUUGAGUCGGGUUGUGGUGUUUUGAUGGGCGUGGGCUGUACGGGUGGAGUUGAUGCGAUCUCAUCAUUGUUGUGUUCAACUAUCAACCGAUGUUAUGGGGUUGAUCAAAGGACCUUAUCUGCUCCUAGGUCAGACCAAAUGCAACACGUGUGAGCUUAAAAUCUUUGACUCAGAUCUACGCAUCAUGCCACACGAAUGAUGAAGUACGUGCGAUGUCACAUGAAUGAUGACAGAUGUGCUUGAUAUAUUUAACUCGGGCCCAUGUGAUGUGUCACGACACAAAAGAUGACAGAUGUGUCAUGUCACAAGGGAUGAACAAUAUGUUUGCUAUGUUUAUCCCCCCUCCCCCCCCCACUCUGUGUUAUGUCACGCGAAUGAUGACAUAUGUACUUGAAACUCAAUACGGUCAAAUAUGGAUCUAUUAAUAUUCACUUGAAUGUGGCCAAUGUUAGCCAUCUCUAAAAAUAACACGAGCAACAAAAAAAAAAACUACAACCAAAAAAUCGCUUCUCAGAUUAAACGUUAGAAAUACGUCCUGGCAGACGCCGACUUGGAAAGGCGCAACACACCAUACGGUUGUUAUUCCAGUCAGUUUCGUUGUUGUAGAUUCCGUGCCUCCUUGUUUUUUGCUCGGAGUGGAUUGGGUGCACGGAUGCCGUGCGCACCAAGCCGCACAUCGGGUGGAUCGUCUUUGGAGCGGACGCUGUGCAAAUAGACACGAGUAGGUGGUCUCGUUUUCAGUGGGGGGGGGGGGGGGGGGGAUGUGUGGGGGGGGGGGGGGGGGGAGGGUGGGGGCGGGGGGGAUCUGGGGGGGGGGGGGGGGGGGGGGAGGGGCAGGGGGAGAUCAUCGUGGUUUCGUUGAAGGGAGGCUAUAAUCGAUGAGUGAGCUAUAAGGAACAGCGUAGGGAGAUGUUGUUAAAGAUACGAUGACAUGAAUUGAAGUAGUUGUCUAGGGGAGGUCAUGAAAUAUAUUCUUUUAUUUCUUUUUUUUUAACUCUCAAAUUGAGAAGAGUAAAAGAGCAUUGACCUUUACUUACCUGCAAAUGAAAUAUCGAAUUGUUUGUGGUGAAGAGAAAUAGUUCAAUCAAAGUUUUAAGCCAGAUGGCAAGGCAAGGGCAAUAAUCGUUGAUUUAAUGUUGAAACCGUCGAGAUCUGACAGGUUUGUGGCAAUGUGUUGCAUCAACGUUGAUGACGUCAGUAGCUUUGCUGAGAUUGUUUGUAGGAACAAGAGGCAUACUAUGGGACAACCGUUUUAGGGGGCUAGUGAGUUUUGUUUAACAGUUACAGCCCUUUUUUGCAUUGACCUAUUUAAACGCUGGCCUAGUUAUACUUUUAUCUAGUCAAAAGUUGACCUAGUUAUGCGCUGGCCUGAUUAUACGUUGGCCCAGUUAUACGUUGAUUUAGUUAAACGCUGACCUAGUUAUAGGCUGACCUAGUUAUGCGUUAGCCUGGUUACGCGCUGGCCUGGUUACGCGUGGGCCUGGUUAUGUGUUGACCUAGUUAUACGUUGACGUAAUUAUGUGUCUGCCUAGUUAGACGUUGACCUAGUUGUACGACCUUCAAUCGUUUCCUCCCUUAUCAAAUCCCACAAUGUUUAAACAUGUUUAUAACAAAGGAAGGGCACGCGCCUAAACUAUUGUAAUGUGAGCGCGCGCUUUAUUGGUUCCACUAAUAAAUAUUCAUCACAUAUUUUUUUGAACCAACCAAAACAACCCUUGUAACAUAAAAAUUAAAGAGACACAACUUCUGUGUAGGUUGGGGGGACAGCGUCACGCUUCUCAAAUUAAACACAACAAACUUUGUCCAAUAGACGGUAGCCUAUGUCUAUUUGUGAAGCGUAACAUAAUGUCAUUGGGAUAACUUAUAGAACAACAGAGGAUCAGUACAGAGGCACAUUGGUCUUACGAUCGCUUGAUCCUUGCAGAUGCACAUUGUUAUAUGGUCUUUUGACCAAUUUGCACCGGAAUACAAACAAAAAAAAGAAGAAAUAUUUUGAAAGACGUAAAUUAAUGACACAGUACGUUUCGAAUUUUUUUGAAAGUCUCAAAUAUCAAAUGACACAUCUCCCAGUCCAAGACAUUUGUAGUUAACAUGUCUCAAAUAUCAAAUGACGCAUCUCCAAGUCCAAGACAUUUGUAGUUAACAUGUUUCAAAUAUCAAAUAACAUCUCUCCAAGUCGAAGACGCAUAUCGUUAAAAUGUCUCAAAAAUUAAAUAACAUUGUCUCCAAAUAUGUGGCAUGUGUUGUUUAAUUACUUUUUAAAACAAACAUCUUUCCAGAUCAAACUAAAUUAAAAAAAAAAAAUGAUUUCAAGCGGUAAACCUUCGAAUGGGGUCACGUCCCGUCAACAUAUCUUCUAACAGCAGCGGUGGUGGUGGUGUGCCAGGCAGAAGCUGAAGCUGUCAGACUGAGCCCAACGAUAACACUACAUCACCCCUUGCCACGUGUGCACACACGUUUCCGAUAAUGUAUUCGUGACGUCAGUUUCGUGUACUCACGCCACGUGACACUGCGUCACACGAAAUUGAUGACGUCAUUAUUCAAUGAUUUUUUUCCUCUUGGGAUAUGGGUAAAUGAAAGCAUGUAAACUUUUUUUUUUUUUACAUGGUGGAAAGGUGAUUGCUGGGUGGAUUGUGUGUGUGUGGGUGGAGUAUGAGUGCAUGUGGCCGUGAGUUGCGUGGGGAUGGUUUGUGCGUGAGGGUUGGUUUCGUGACGUCAGUUUCGUGUACUCACCCCACGUGACACUGCGUCACCCGAAAUUGAUGACUGCAUUAUUCAAUGAUUUUUUUCCUCUUGGGAUAUGGGUAAAUGAAAGCAUGUAAACUUUUUUUUUUUUUUACAUGGUGGAAAGGUGAUUGCUGGGUGGAUUGUGUGUGUGUGGGUGGAGUAUGAGUGCAUGUGGCCGUGAGUUGCGUGGGGAUGGUUUGUGCGUGAGGGUUGGUUGUGAGGGGAGGUAUUGUUGUGUGUGGGUUGUUGUGUGUGGGGUUGAUUGUGUAAGGGAGGUUGCUUGCGUGAGUGGUGGGGAAGGGGGGGGGGCUGUGUGUUGGUGACUGGCUGGGCGUGGGAGGUUAUAUCUGGGGAGGGGGGAUUGGUUGUGUGUGUGGGUGUUUAUUUUUUGUUUAGUUGGUUGUGUGUGGGGUUUGGUGGUGUGUGGGGUUUGGUGGUGUGUGGAGCGUCGUGUGUGUCUAGUGGGAGUCAAUCGGGUCCUAUAAUUUUAUUAUUGCUUAGAAACAAAUACACAUGAUGUCUUUAUAUAAUACAUUUGUAAUGUAAUGUGUCUUUAUAUAAUACAUUUGUAAUGUAAUGUGUCUUUAUAUAAUACAUUUGUAAUGUAAUGUGUCUUUAUAUAAUACAUUUGUAAUGUAAUGUGUCUUUAUAUAAUACAUUUGUAAUGUAAUGUGUCUUUAUAUAAUACAUUUGUAAUGUAAUGUGUCUUUAUAUAAUACAUUUGUAAUGUAAUGUGUCUUUAUAUAAUACAUUUGUAAUGUAAUGUGUCUUUAUAUAAUACAUUUGUAAUGUAAUGUGUCUUUAUAUAAUACAUUUGUAAUGUAAUGUGUCUUUAUAUAAUACAUUUGUAAUGUAAUGUGUCUUUAUAUAAUACAUUUGUAAUGUAAUGUGUCUUUAUAUAAUACAUGUGUAAUGUAAUGUGUCUUUGUAUAAUACAUUUGUAAUGUAAUGUGUCUUUAUAUAAUACAUUUGUAAUGUAAUCAGUUUAUACCUAAUUCUACGUUAGCAGGUAAUCCCUUGUCCGGGGAUAGCAGGUAAUCCCUUGUCCGGGGAUAGCAGGUAAUCCCUUGUCCGGGGUUAGCAGGUAAUCCCUUGUCCGGGGUUAGCAGGUAAUCCCUUGUCCGGGGUUAGCAGGUAAUCCCUUGUCCGGGGUUAGAAGGUAUUCCCUUGUCCGGGGUUAGCAGGUAAUCCCUUGUCCGGGGUUAGAAGGUAUUCCCUUGUCCGGGGUUAGCAGGUAUUCCCUUGUCCGGGGUUAGCAGGUAAUCCCUUGUCCGGGAAUAGCAGGUAAUCCCUAGUCCUGGGUUAGCAGGUAAUCCCCAGUCCUGGGUUAGCAGGUAAUCCCUAGUCCUGGGUAAGCAGGUAAUUCCUAGUCCGGGGUUAGCAGGUAAUCCUUAGUCCUGGGUUAGCAGGUAAUCCCUAGUCCUGGGUUAGCAGGUAAUCCCUAGUCCUGGGUUAGCAGGUAAUUCAUAGUCCUGGGUUAGCAGGUAAUCCCCAGCCCUGGGUUAGCAGGUGAUCCACAGCCCUAGAUUAUCAGGUAAUCCCUAGUGAUUGGUUAACAGUUACCCAGUGUGGAGUGGAUGUGCUAGAGUGGAAUAAAUGUUGCUGUUGUGGAGUGGAUGUUGCUGGGGUGGUGUGGAUAGGACGAGGUUUGGUUGGUUGGUCUUGUGUUCACUGGAUAGUGCUGGGUACGGUUAGAUGUUGCUGAUGUCUGGUGGUAAUGUGUUCUAGUCGAGAGGAAAAGUCUGGGGUGGGGGUCGCAUAUUAAAUUCUAAAUAUUCUCUUUUCCCCAUUGCACUGGUAUCAAAGAGAGGAUGACGUCACUGGCCCACAAUAAGAAAUUAACACCUUUUUACCUGUUGCCGAAAAUAGAACGCUUCUGAACUUUACGACAUGUCUGGCUUAAGUGGUGUGUGAUGAAGAAGGUGUGUUUCCAGCAAUGAAGAGAUGGAAGUAUUACUUUUUGCGAUGAAGAAGGUGUGCCUCCAGCAAUGGUGAGCUUAAAGUGUGGUGUGCGUAAUGAAGAAGGUGUGGAAUUAAGAGGGUGUUUGAUCAAGGGGGUAUGUGAUGAAGAAGACUCGCUCGCAGCUUUCAGAGAGCUUUAAGUGUGGGGCGUGUGAUCAAGAAGGUGUGUGUGUUGAAGAAGGUGUGGCAUUAAGAAGGUGUUUGAUGAAGAACGCAAGACCCCCCCCCCCCCCGAGCAAUGGUCAUGAAUCGGAACCCAGCGUGACUUCUACCCAGGACUCUAAGACGCGAAGCAGCGCCCGCUUCAUGUGAAUUGUGAAGUUGGAUGGACAAAAGCUGAUUGAGUGACCAUCUCUCUGGCCAUACCCGCAGUGUUGCACAACUCGUAAUAGUAUUAAAGGGGAAUAAGAACUAUGGUAGUAUAUUUAAGAGGUAAAAAAGAAAAACAAACAGAAAGAAAGAGGGAGGAAUAACAUUUUUAAAAUAUCUGUUUUGUUUGUAAACUUGAAUUAUUGCCGUAUUAGGAAUCAAUUUUCAACAGGAUUGCUUCAAAACCUUUAGUUUUUUCCUACUUUCCUGCAAAAAAACUAUUUUUUUUUUUUUUUUAACAUUUUUCAUUUUUUUGGUUUUUAGUUGGUUUUGUUUAUGUUUAUUUGCUUCAUUUACCUUAUCAAACAUACUAAUAGCAAUGGUGUGCGACAGCAUCGUAGAGUAGUCUUAAUUUGUUUAUGCAUCAGACAGUGGCAACUUUUUCAAUUUCAAAACCUUUAGUUUUUUCCUACUUUCCUGCAAAAAAACUAUUUUUUUUUUUUUUUUUAACAUUUUUCAUUUUUUUGGUUUUUAGUUGGUUUUGUUUAUGUUUAUGUGCUUCAUUUACCUUAUCAAACAUACUAAUAGCAAUGGUGUGCGACAGCAUCGUAGAGUAGUCUUAAUUUGUUUAUGCAUCAGACAGUGGCAACUUUUUCAAAGAAUAAUUAAUCUGUGGCGUAAACCAAGUGAAUGGUUGGACAGGUUGCUGAAGUGUAAACUAAGUGAAUAUUUGGACGGGCUGUGGUCGUUGAAACUAAGUGAAUAAUUGCACGUGUUGCCGCAGUAGAAAUGAUUAGCCAACUCUUUGAUUUGUGUCUUUCAAAGUGGCACACCUUGUCCUUAUCAAUCCGUGUCGGACAGUCUUGACAUGAAGCUAAAACUAGUAGGCUUUGGCCGUCCAUCUUGGGCUGUAUGACAUACGCUAAAACUCGUAGGUUUUGGCCGUCCAUCUUGGGCUGUCUGUUUUACGCUAAAACUAGUAGGUUUUGGCCGUCCAUAACAUCGGCUCCACCCACCUGGUUGUUUCAAAUCCCGGAAGUUGUGAAAUAAGACCAGCAAACGUUACGGUCCCGGAGACCGUUGGAAGGUUUCAGCCAACGUCUGGCACGCGCACAAACCAACAGACAAACAGGUGUUUUUAACACCCCCCCCCCAACCCAAAAAGUUAAAAAUAGAAUGAAGGUAAUGUUGGUGUACACAUGUUGCUUAAAAAAAAAAAACUCAACGUUUCAAGAAUCUUUGAUCAAUGUGUUCCUGUGUUUUUAACCCCCCCCCCCCAACCCAAAAAGUUAAAAAUAGAAUGAAGGUAAUGUUGGUGUACACAUGUUGCUUAAAAAAAAAAAAACUCAACGUUUCAAGACUCUUUGAUCAAUGUGUUCCCGUUGAUUGGUUGUUUUUUUUGUUUUUAAUGCUUGUUUGUUUGUUGUCUUUUAAUCUGUUUUUAAAACUUGAGGUCAAAUUUUUGGGGGGCUUACGGAUAUGAGAAAUGUGUCAAAUAACUUGUCAGGAAUAACGCGGUAAAGCUCCAAAGAUUGUGAGGACAUGGCUGUGUUCGAACUGUUCAAAUAUUUGUUUGCUUUGACCGCGCACGUUGGCUUUAUGUCAUACAAAAAUCGAAAUAAAUCUCAAAGGCUUUCAUCUCCUCUUGUACCAAUCAAAAAUUGAUCUAUACAAUUAUUAGACAAAAAUUGAUCUCUGCAAUUUUUAGACAAAAAUUGAUCUAUACAAUUUUUAGACACACUGAUACAGCUAUAAAAAGCUGGGUUGAAACACUGUUCCCAAGGGACACAAGAAAUUAGUGGCACGUCCGUGUGUGAGGGAAUCAUUCGAAUUUUGUUUUUGCUUUUGAGGGGGGGGGCUUAAGAUAUCCAGACAGUGCCCUCCACCCCCGCCCCCUCCACCCCUUACCACACCCAGAAGUCUACAACCGGUGGAACGAUUUUUCCUCUAGGAUGGAGCUUGGGUCGGUCGUGUCAUUCCCACCGCCCUAUGGACGCCCCUGGAGAAAAAAAAUUGUCCCAUUCCCUGCGCCCUAUGGACGCCCCUGGAGAAAACAACUACACCAAACCCUGUGCCCUAUGGACAACCCCGGAGGAACUAACUUUCCCAAACCCUAUGCCCUAGGGACAACCCGGAGGAACUAACUUUCCCUAAUCCUGCGCCCUAGGUACAACCCGGAGGAACUAACUUUCCCAAACCCUGUGCCCCAGGGACAACCCGGAGGACCCAACUGUCUCAAGCCCUGUGCCCUAGGGACAACCCAGAGGAACUAACUUUCCCUAAUCCUGUGCCCUAGGGACAACCCGGAGGAACUAACUUUCCCAAACCCUGUGCCCUAGGGACAACCCGGAGGAACUAACUGUCUCAAACCCUGUGCCCUAGGGACAACCCGGAGGAACUAACUGUCUCAAACCCUGUGCCCUAGGGACAACCCGGAGGAACUAACUUUCCCAAACCCUGUGCCCUAGGGACAACCCGGAGGACCCAACUGUCUCAAACCCUGUGCCCUAGGGACAACCCCGGAGGAACUAACUGUCUCAAACCCUGUGCCCUAGGGACAACCCGGAGGACCCAACUGUCUCAAGCCCUGUGCCCUAGGGACAACCCGGAGGAACUAACUGUCUCAAACACUGUGCCCUAGGGACAACCCGGAGGAACUAACUGUCUCAAACCCUGUGCCCUAGGGACAACCUGGAGGAACUAACUGUCUCAAACCCUGUGGCCUAGGGACAACCCGGAGGACCCAACUGUCUCCAGCCCUAUGCCCUAGGGACAACCCGGAGGACCAACUUUCUUAAACCCUGUGCCCUAGGGACAACCCGGAGGAACUAACUUUCCCAAACCCUGUGCCCUAGGGACAACCUGGAGGAACCAACUUUCCCAAACCCUGUGCCCUAGGGACAACCCGGAGGAACUAACUUUCCCAAACCCUGUGCCCUAGGGACAACCCGGAGGAACUAACUGUCUCAAACCCUGUGCCCUAGGGACAACCUGGAGGACCGAACUGUCUCAAGCCCUGUGCCCUAGGGACAACCCGGAGGAACUAACUUCCCAAACCCUGUGCCCUAGGAACAACCCGGAGGAACCAACUUUCCCUAAUCCUGCGACUAAUAACAGAAACCUCGGAGAAUAUACCAGCCCACAGCCCUGCAAACAUCCUUAGAUGAAAUACAUAGCUCACUGUCAUACUAACACUCUUAGAUGAAAUACCUGCCCCUAGCCCACUGCUCUAUAAACACCCUUAGAUGAAAUACCUUCCCCUAGACUACUGCCUUACAAACACCCUUAGAUGAAAUACAUCCCCCUAGCUCACUGCCUUACAAACACCCUUAGAUGAAAUACCUGCACCUAGCUCACUGCCUUACAAACACCCUUAGAUGAAAUACCUGCACCUAGCCCAACUGCUCUAUAAACAUCCUUAAAUGAAAUACCUUUCCUUAGCCCACUGCCCUAUAAACACCCUUAGAUGAAAUACCUGUCCCUAGCCCAACUGCUCUAUAAACGCCCUUAUAGGAAAUACCUGCCCCUAGUUCAACUGCUCUAUAAACACCCUUAAAUGAAAUGCUUGCCCUCGUGUGAAAUUACUCCCCUCCUUACCCUGUUUAUGUUGAAAACGAAUCCAUUUCUUCCCUCUCCUCCAUCUCUUCCAUACUCUCCUUCUCCAUCUGCUCGUCCAUAAAACAUCAAACAACAAAACAAAAACAAAAACACAUUAAGUUUUUUUAAAAACCCUCUAAAACUAAAAUUAAACAUAAGAGAAUGAUUUUUUUCGUCAGCCUUUAAAAGCCCAUCGUAAAACACAGAAGAUCUUUGUUCUAUCCUCGUUUGCCAUAUUGCCAACAAAUAAUUGCCCCCAAAGCCCCCCCCCCCCUCGUGCGAGUGCGCCCCUUAAUGAGUUGGCACAUUAGAGGUCUGCAAGAAUAAGAAGAUUGCACCGGUAGACCACCGGUAGCUUGAGGAUAGACUGGUCUCUCGUCUUACCCAGGUAACAGAUCCACUGGUUGUGAUGGGACACUAACAUAGAUCUCUAGUCUGUGAUGGGUCACUAACAUAGAUCUCUAAUUUGUGAUAGGAUACUAGCAUAGAUCUCUAGUAUUUUGUGGGAUACUAAAAUAGGUCUCUAGUUUGUGAUGGGAUACUAACAUAGACCUCUAGUUUGUGAUGGGAUACUAACAUAGAUCUCCAUUUAGUACUGGGAUACUAACAUUGAUCUCUAGUUUGAGCUGGGAUACUAACAUAGAUCUUUUAUUUCUAAAUCUCGGAGACCCCAGAUGUAGAAUCGUCAUCUUUCAGGGAAAAAUAAAUGCGCUUAUUUACGUUGCGAAACUGUCUUUCUGACUGACUUGUCUACAUUUCCAGCCAUUCCAUACAGUCAUCCCAUUCAGCAACCCAUCUAGCCAUCCCUUGCAGCAAUCACAUAGAGUCAUCCCAUCCAGCCAUCCCUUCCGGUCAUUCCAUCAAGUCAUCCCAUCCAGUCAUCCCUUCCAGCCAACGCACCCAGUCAUCCAAUCCAAUUAUCCAAUCCAGUUAUUUAAUCCAACCAUCUCAAACAGCUUCCCUUCCAGCUUCCCAUCCAGCUUCCCAUCCAGCCAUCCCUUCCUGCCAUCCCUUCCAGCCAUCCCUUCCAGCUUUCUCAUCCAGUCAUUCCAUCCAGUCAUUCCAUCCAGUCAUCAUAUCCAGCCAUCCCAUUCAGUCAUCCCAUCCAGCCAUGCCAUCCAGCCCUCUCAUCCAGCCAUCCCAUCCAGCCAUCCCAUCCAGUCAUCCCCUCCACCCCCCCCCCCCCCCCCUCGAGCUCCGGUGGGGACUGGAGUUCAGCCGUGUGCUCUUCCGACCCCCCGCCAUGCCACCCAGCCCCCUCACCCAGCCAUCCCACCCAGCCAUCCCAUCCAGUCAUCCCAUCCAGCCCCCCCCCCCCAUCCAGCCAUCACAUCCUGUCAGCCUAUACAGCUGAUCGUAUAACACCGAUGGGGACAAACACCAGAGCGAACACACACCAUAUCCUUUGUAGCCGUAGGGAGAGUCAACAUGACUCGGUUGUUGGGGUUCACACACCCACCCCCCACCCCCAUUUGAACAAUUUAGCUGGGACUCAAUGACGAACAGGCUACUCAGUGACGUCAAUCUGUCUACACUUGGCUUCAUACGCCCUCGUUAAGGCCAGUACACCCAAGAUAAGGUCCAUCCGCCCAUUUUAAGGUCAAUACGCCCCGUUAAGUCUUAUACGCCCAUUUAAGGUCAAUUCGCCGACUUGUUCGUUUUGACCCCUAGACAAUCCCCACUCUUCUGUUAAUUUUGCUUUAGCACAAAACAAAACAUCACCAGUCAUCCAUCAUCUCAAGUCAGUCAUCGGACUUUUUUAUACUAGUUAUUGGAACUCUUUACACAAGUCAUUGGACCUCUUUACACAAGUCAGUAAAACUCUUUACACAAGUCAUUGGACCUCUUCACACCAGUCAUUGGACCUCUUCAAACCAGUAAUUGGACAUCUUCAUACCACUCAUUGGAUCUCUUCACACUAGUAAUUGGACCUCUUAACACCAGUAAUUGGACCUUUUCACACCAGUGACUGGACCUCUUCACACCAGUGAUUGGACCGCUUCACACCACUCAUUGGACCUCUUCAUACCACUCUUUGGACCUCUUCAUACAAGUAAUUAGACACCUUCACACCAGUCAACGGCCUCUUCACACCAGCCAUUGGACCCCUACACACCAGUCAAUGGACGCCUACACACCAGUCAAUGGACCCCCUUCAUACCAGUCACUGGACCACUUCUUGACACGACGGUAAGAAGAUGCCAGAGUCAAGAUAAGAGAGAAGGUUGAGCCCAAGCAAUCAGUCAAUAUUGCCAAUAAAUGUCGAUAGGAUGGCGUAGGAGGUUGCCUGAAAUAGUCCCCAAAUUGGAAUCCAAAACUGAUCCUCAUCCACCCCCUCACCCAUCGCCCCCCCCCCACCCUUUACUUUUUUUAACUUUGGUAGCACGCCUCAACAUAUGAAACGGCCGACUACAGUAAUGGGCGGGGUGGGGGGUAGAGGGGUGCUGGAAUUAUUUGGGAAGGAAUGGGGCCAAUGUGCUUGAAUUAUCUGGGAGGAAGUGGGACAAAUGUGCUGGAAUUAUUUUGGAUGAAGUGGGACAAAUGUGCUGGAAUUAUCUGGGAUGAACUGGGACAAAUGUGCUGAAAUAAUCUAGGAUGAAGUGGGACUAAUGUGCUGGAAUUAUCUGGAAUGAUCUGGGACAAAUGUGCUGGCAUUAUCUGGAAUGAAGUGAGUCUAAAUUAUCUAGGAUGUAAUGGGCCUAUUGCGCUGGAAUUAUCUGGGAUGAGGUGGGUCAAAUGUGCUGGAAAUAUCUUGGAUGAAGUGGGACAAAUGUGCUGCAAUAAUCUGGGAUGAAGUGGGGCAAAUAUGCUGGAAUUAUCAGGGAUGAAGUGGGGAAUUGUGCUGGAAUUAUCUGGGAUGAAGUGGGGCUAAUGUGCCGGAAUAAUUUGCGAUGAAGUGGGACAAAUAUGCUUGAAUUAUCUGGGAUGAAAUGGGACAAAUGUGCUGUAAUUAUCGGGGUUUAGGUGGGGAAAAUUUGCUGGCAAAUGUGUUGGAAUUAUCUGGGGAUGGGGGCCUAGGUACUUGAUUAUCUGGGGUGGUGAUCUAGGUAAUGGAUUUACUUGGGUUGGGGGCCUUGAUGCUGGAUUAUCGGGGAUGAGGGCCUAGGCGCUGUAUUUAUCUGGGGUGGAGGUAUUUAGAGACACGGGAAAUCCUUUGCUCAAAAAAGGUGUUAGGGUGCUAAAAAUAAUCAGAGGUUCUCAAACAUCGUAAUGACUGUUGUGCUAAGAGGGCUUACUUACUUACUUACUUAUGCCUUUUUACCCCGUCUGGGGCAUAGGCAGUCCACAAGGAUUUUCCACUAAUCACGGUCAUGUGCUUUCCUUUCCAAUUGCUUCCAGGCGUAUCUCAAGUUUUGUGUGUCCGCCUCUAGCUCUCGUCUCGAUGUAUUCUUAGGCCUUCCUCUCGUUCUUUUCCCCUGUGAGUUCCAUGUUAGGGGUUUUCUGGUGGUGCUAUCCUGGGGGUCUUCGGAGCGUAUCCAUCUCCAUCUUUUCUUUAUGAUAUCUUCAUCAAUGGGCACCUGGUAUGUCCUUUCUAGUAUAUAUUUUUUUGGUGAUAGUAUUUGGCCAUUUGACGUUUAGGAUCUUUCUAAGGCAUGUGUUUAUGAAUGUCUGCACUUUCUGCGUCAUGCUCGCUGUUGUUUUCCACGUUUCUGCUCGAUAUAGUAGAACUUUUUUAACAUUUGUAAUAAAGAUUCUAACUUUGGUUUGCAGUUUCAGCUCCUUCGACUCCCAUGUUUUCUUUAACAGCACCAAUUAUGAUCUAGCUUUUCUAAUUCUGGCCCUUACGUCCGCAUUGGAUCCGCCAUUUGUGUCGAUGGUGCUGCCCCUAAGUAUGUGAAGGCCUCCACUUCUUCCAGUGCCUUUCCUGCCAGAUAGAUAUGCUCUUGGUUGGAUGAGUUUACCUUCAUGAUUUUUGUCUUGCUUUCAUUUAUAUUUAGACCAAGCUGUGCUGAAAAGGUGGCUACGUCUUUUGCCUUUUCCUGCAUUUGUUGCUGGUUGUGGGACAGAAGUGCAAUGUCGUCUGCAAAUUCUAAGUCAUUCAGUUGUUCCCAGAGUGUCCACUGUAUCCCAUUCCUCUUUUUUUCUGUGGAUUUUUUUUCAUUAUCCAGACAAUGGCAAUGAUGAAUAGAAAUGGGGAUAAGAGGCAUCCUUGUCUGACUUCUGUUUCGACUGUAAAGGAAUCUGUGAGUCUACCUUCCUGGACCACCCUGCAUGUCAUUUCUUUAUAGGAGCUCUGGAUGAUCCUGACUAGUUUUCCUGGUACUCCAUAGUGCCGAAGAAGUUUCCACAAAGUUUGUCGUCCAGGCUAUUAAAGGCCUUUUCGUAGUCUAUAAAAUUUAUAUGUAGGGGGAAGUUCCAUUCUUCUUCUUCUUCUUCUAUAUCUUAAGGGCCCACGAUCAAUUUAUUGAUCAUUUUGGCUCCUAUGCAUGUAGAUGGGAUUUGCAAUGUUUCUGUUACUGGUGGUGAUGAGGAAAUUAUGCACUAGGGGUUUGAAGGCUUGAUCCUGAUUGUCUUGGGCAGGAAUGAGCAGCUCCUAUACUGGCUUCUUGCUGGUAUGAGCCUGAAUUGCCUGUCAUGGCCUCGUCGCUGUCUAUGGGGGAGAGGGACGAGUUUCUGUUUAAUACUGGAACAGUGGAUGGACUGUUCUAUAAUGAUUCUUAGAGUUGCGAUUUGAUCUCUGCAUGAUCUGUUUUGACGAAAGCCGACCUGUUGAUCUCGUAGCUGGAUGUCGCCCUGGUCUUUCAUUCUGUUCAAAAUAAUUCUGUUUAAGACCUUUCCUGGUGCAGAUAGCAAUGUGAUUCCUCUGUAAUUAGCACAAUUGCUGAGAUCACCUUUCUUUGGGAACUUGAUGAGAUAUCAUUCUUUCCAAUCUUUUGAAAUUAUCUGGGAUGAAGUGGGAAAAAUGUGCUGGAAUUAUCUGGAAUUAACUGGGACAAAUGUGCUUGAAUUAUCUGGGAUGAAGUGGGUCUAAUGUGCUGGAAUUAUCUAGGGAACUGGGACAAAUGUGCUGGUAGUAUCUAGGAUGUAAUGGUCGAAAUGCGCUGGAAUUAUCUGGGAUGAGGUGGACAAACAUGCUGGAAUUAUUUGGGAUGAGGUGGGACAAACAUGCUGGAAUUAUCUGGGAUGAGGUGGGACAAACAUGCUGGAAUUAUCUGGGAUGAGGUGGGACAAACAUGCUGGAAUUAUCUGGGUUUAGGUGGUGAAAAUGUACUGGUAUUAUCUAGGAGCUAAUGGGACAAAUGUACUGGAAUUAUCUAGGAGCUAAUGGGACAAAUGUACCGGAAUUAUCUAGGAUGUACUGGGACAAUCUAGGAUGUACUGGGACAAAUGUACUGGUAUUAUCUAGGAUGUAAUAGGCCAAAUGCGCUGGAAUUAUCUGGGAUGAGGUGGGACAAAUGUGCUGGAAUUAUCUGGGAUGAAGUGGGUCUAUUGAGCUGGAAUUAUCUGGGAUGAAGUGGGUCUAAUGUGCUGGAAUUAUCUAGGAUGUACUGGGACAAAUGUACUGGUAUUAUCUUGGAUGUAAUGGGCCAAAUGCACUGGAAUUAUCUGGGAUGAGGUGGGACAAACAUGCUGGAAUUAUCUGGGUUUAGUUGGUGAAAAUGUACUGUUAUUAUCUAGGAUGUAAUGGGACAAAUGUACCGGAAUUAUCUAGGAUGUAAUGGGACAAAUGUACUGGAAUUAUCUAGGAGCUAAUGGGACAAAUGUACCGGAAUUAUCUAGGAUGUACUGGGACAAUCUAGGAUGUACUGGGACAAAUGUACUGGUAUUAUCUAGGAUGUAAUAGGCCAAAUGCGCUGGAAUUAUCUGGGAUGAGGUGGGACAAAUGUGCUGGAAUUAUCUGGGAUGAAGUGGGUCUAUUGAGCUGGAAUUAUCUGGGAUGAAGUGGGUCUAAUGUGCUGGAAUUAUCUAGGAUGUACUGGGACAAAUGUACUGGUAUUAUCUUGGAUGUAAUGGGCCAAAUGCACUGGAAUUAUCUGGGAUGAGGUGGGACAAACAUGCUGGAAUUAUCUGGGUUUAGUUGGUGAAAAUGUACUGUUAUUAUCUAGGAUGUAAUGGGACAAAUGUACCGGAAUUAUCUAGGAUGUAAUGGGACAAAUGUACUGGUAUUAUCUAGGAUGUAAUUGGACAAAUGUACUGGAAUUAUCUAGGAUGAAGUGGGACAAAUGUGCUGGAAUUAUCUAGGAUGUACUGGGGCAAUUGUAAUGGUAUUAUCUAGAAUGUAAUGGGCCAAAUGCGCUGGAAUUAUCUGGGAUGAGGUGGGGAAUUGUGCUGGAAUUAUCUGGGUUUAGGUGGAGAAAAUGUGCUAGAAUUAUCUAUGAUGAAGUGGAUGUACUGGGACAAAUGUACUGGUAUUAUCUUGGAUGUAAUGGGCCAAAUGCACUGGAAUUAUCUGGGAUGAGGUGGGACAAACAUGCUGGAAUUAUCUGGGUUUAGGUGGUGAAAAUGUACUGUUAUUAUCUAGGAUGUAAUGGGACAAAUGUACCGGAAUUAUCUAGGAUGUAAUGGGACAAAUGUACUGGUAUUAUCUAGGAUGUAAUGGGACAAAUGUACUGGAAUUAUCUAGGAUGAAGUGGGACAAAUGUGCUGGAAUUAUCUAGGAUGUACUGGGGCAAUUGUAAUGGUAUUAUCUAGAAUGUAAUGGGCCAAAUGCGCUGGAAUUAUCUGGGAUGAGGUGGGGAAUUGUGCUGGAAUUAUCUGGGUUUAGGUGGAGAAAAUGUGCUAGAAUUAUCUAUGAUGAAGUGGAUGUACUGGGACAAAUGUACUGGUAUUAUCUUGGAUGUAAUGGGCCAAAUGCACUGGAAUUAUCUGGGAUGAGGUGGGACAAACAUGCUGGAAUUAUCUGGGUUUAGGUGGUGAAAAUGUACUGUUAUUAUCUAGGAUGUAAUGGGACAAAUGUACCGGAAUUAUCUAGGAUGUAAUGGGACAAAUGUACUGGUAUUAUCUAGGAUGUAAUGGGACAAAUGUACUGGAAUUAUCUAGGAUGAAGUGGGACAAAUGUGCUGGAAUUAUCUAGGAUGUACUGGGGCAAUUGUAAUGGUAUUAUCUAGAAUGUACUGUGCCAAAUGCGCUGGAAUUAUCUGGGAUGAGGUGGGGAAUUGAGCUGGAAUUAUCUGGGUUUAGGUGGAGAAAAUGUGCUAGAAUUAUCUAUGAUGAAGUGGGGCUUAUGUGCCGGAAUAAUUUGGGAUGAAAUGUGACAAAUAUGCUUGAAUGAUCUUGGUUUAGUUGGUGAAAAUGUGCUGGCUAAUUUGUUGGAGUUAUCUGCGGGUGGGGGCGGAGGUACUGGAUUACCUGGGAUGGUGAUCUAGAACUGGAUUUAUCUGGGAUGGAGGCAUUUAGAGAACGAGAAAUCCUUUGUUGAACUAAAUGUGUUAGGAUGUUGAAAUAAUCAGAGGUUCUCAAACAUCGUGAUGACUAUAAGGCUAAGAGGGCUUGGGUUGUUGCUUGUUUGGGUCAAGGGACUGAAUAAUGGCAUUGCGUAAAAUGUCCACCGUAGUGUUGGGUCAACUGUCCACUGUUUUGUUGGGUCAACUGUCCACCGUUGUGUUGGGUCAACUGCACACUGUGUUGUUGGGUCAAAUGUCCACUCUGUUGUUUGGUCAACUGUCCACUGUGAUGUUGGGUAAACUGUCCACUCUGUUGUUGGGUCAACUGUCCACCGUUGUGUUGGGUCAACUGUCCACUGUGUUGUUUGGUCAACUGUCCAAUGUGAUAUUGGGUAAACUGUCCACUCUGUUGUUGGGUCAACUGUCCAACGUUUGUGUUGGGUCAACUGUCCACUCUGUUGUUGGGUAAACUUUCCACUCUGUUAAUAGGUCGAUUGUCCACUGUUUUGUUGGGUCAACUGUCCACUGUUUUGUUGGGUCAACUGUCCACUAUGUUGUUGGGUCAACUUUCCACACUGUUGUUGGGUCAACUGUCCACUGCUUUUUGGGGUGAACUGUCCACUGUUUUUUUUUGGUUCAACUAUCCACUGUGUUUUUGGGUAAACUGUCCACUCUGUUGUUGGGUCAACUGCCCACUGUGUUUUUGGGUAAACUGUCCACUCUGUUGUUGGGUCAACUAUCCACUGUGUUUUUGGGUAAACUGUCCACUCUGUUGUUGGGUCAACUAUCCACUGUGUUUUUGGGUCAACUGUCCACUUUGUUGUUAGGUCAACUGUGUUGUUGGGUCAACUGUCCACUCUGUUGUUGUGUGAACUUUCCACUCUUUUGUUGGGUCAUCUGUCCUCUGUGUUUUUGGGUCAACUGUCAAUCUUUGUGUUGGGUCAAAUGUCCACCGUUGUGUUGGAUCAAAUGACCACCGUUGUGUUGGGUCAUUUCAACAAGGUCAUUUCAACAAGGUCAUUUCAACAAGGUCAUUUUAACAAAGUCCUUUCCACAAUGCCUUUUCAACAAAAUCAUUUCAACAAAGUCAUUUCAAAAAAGUCAUUUAAAAAAGUAAUUUCAACAAAGGCAUCGAAACAUAGUCAUUCCUUCAAAGUCAUUCUUACAAAGUCAUUCCUACAAAGUCAAUUCACCAAAGUCAUUUUAACAAAAGAAUGUUACGUUUCAUUUGAAGGCCUUGUGUUCGGCAGCCUUGUGUGCCAUGACUUUCUGACCCUGGGCAUUCUAUGGAUACAUGAAGGGCAGUGAUUAUUUCAGAAAUUUCCCCGGGGGGGGGGGCGCGUGGGGGGGGGGCGCGGGCACUUCAGAUUUUUCAGGGGGGCGGGCUGCAGUGCCAGUUGAUUUUUUGUUGGACAAAUUUUUGCUCAGGGGGGGGGUCACAUGGCUUUACCCGGGGGGCCAGAGCCCCCUCCCCCUCCCCCCGGACAAAUAUAGCAGAAAGAAAACCUGAAUACGGGUGCCGUGUAGAUAAAAAUUAAUUUAAUUAAAUUCAAACUAACUUUAAACACAGUCAACAAUGGGGUAAAUGGAGGUAUGUCUAAGGGGUAUAGAGAUGUCUGUCUUAGGGGUAUAUGUAUGUCCGUCUUAGGGGUAUGUGGAUGUUCGUCAGAGGGGUAUAUGGAUGUCUGUCUGAGGGGUAUAUGGAUUUCCGUCAUAAGGUAAUAUAGAUGUCUGUCUGAAGGUUUUUACACCUUGCAAUAUUUACAUUUUGUAUUUUGCUGUGCAAUAAUUAUAUUUUAUUUUACACAUUCUCAUGACUAUCUGUUAUAUUAGACAGUGCAAUUUAUACAUUCUUUAUUUUACACUUUAAAUAACACGAGCCAAAAAUUAUAUUUUAUAUUAUAAAGUGCAAAAAAAUAAAAUGUUAUGUUGCCUGUAAUAAUUAUAUCUUAAAUUGCACAGUGGGAUAAGGAUAUUUUCACUGUGCAGUCAAAUAAUUUAAUUUUAUAUUACACAUUACAAGAACUACAUAUUUAUAUUACACAGUACAAUAAUUAUUUCGUCAUCUCUUUAACACAGAAAGGAGAUCUACCUUGACUGGAUCGGCAAAACCCACCUGGACGUGGACAGGUAAACCAGGCAGCUAGGUCAGGCGUCCUUCCUUCCCACGAUGGCUGUAGACCAUGUCCGAAUAUUUCUCGUGUCCUGCAACGUCCUGGCCCUUGUCGUCGGCCACGUCGCCCACGAGUGGGGUGAGGCCCCGCUCUGGGAAACGACGGAGGGCCCAGUCCGCGGCUUCACCACGACAACCAAUGAGAAGAAAGUCGACGUUUUCUACGGGAUCCCGUUCGCCAAGCCCCCGAUCGGAGAUCUCCGGUACCGGCAACCAGAACCCAUCGUGCGUCGGGGAUACACCCUCAAUGCCACCAAGCUUCCCAAUUCUUGCAUCCAGAUCAACGAUGAGUUUUUCGGCGACUUCUCCGGCGCCACAAUGUGGAACGCCAACACGCCGACCAGCGAGGAUUGCUUGUAUCUCAACGUGUGGGUGCCCAGGACUAACCCGCCGUACAAAGAUAAGGCUGUGAUGGUUUGGAUAUACGGGGGAGCGUUCUACAGUGGGUCCUCGACGCUGGAUAUCUACAUGGCCCACCAUCUGGCCGUCGAGAAUGAUGUUAUAGUUGUAUCAAUACAAUACAGGGUCGGCACCCUGGGCUUUCUGACCCUGGAAACAUCGGAAGCGCCAGGGAACGCCGGAUUGGGGGACCAGAGGAUGGCGCUUGAGUGGAUCUCAAAAAACAUCGAAAAAGUCGGGGGGAGUCCCGAAAAUGUGACCAUCAUGGGAGAGAGCGCCGGUGCCGUCAGCGUGGGCCUCUUGCUUCUUUGCAACACGUGCAGGAAUUAUUUCCAAAAAGCGAUCCUCCAAAGCGGUUCCCCUCAGGCGAAAUGGGGGGCCCUGCCGAAACACACACUUGUUUUAAGGUCACGUUUGUUAGCCUCAUUUUUGGGUUGCUCCAAGGACGGAGACGACGGUUACGUUGCGCGCUGUAUGCGCACCAAGAACGCCACAGAUUUCCUGAAAAAAGAACAGACGAUCUCCACGGGGAUGGUUCAGUUCCCUUUCGUCCCGACGGUGGACGGCGUGCUCAUCAGCAGGGACCCGAAGGAGUCGUUAGAUCACGACCUAUUCCCACAAAUUCCAAUCCUCAUCGGCAGCAAUGAAAAUGAAGCGACCUAUUUCAUGCUUUACUUUGCAGAGUGGUUCCGCAUGAACACAAGCAGCCCCAUAAGUAAAACCUUAUACCCAGAAAUCGUGGCGCAAAUGUUUGAUUAUUACCCAUAUUUCCCAGAGUCGAUGAGCAAAAUCGGGAAGGACGCCAUCGCAUUUCAUUACAGAGACUGGGUGAACCCCGACGAUGAGAUAUUGCUGCGCAAGUCCUUGGACCGCGCCAUCAGCGACUUCUACUUCGUUUGUCCGGUCAACUAUUUCGCCAAGGCCUUCGCGAGAAAAAACCUCCCCGUGUACUACUACUGGUUCAAUCACAGGUGGUCGGCGAGCCCGUGGCCAGAGUGGGCCGGGGUCCUCCACGCCGAUGAGAUCUGGUUCACGUUCGGGCAUCCCAUGAACGGCUCAUUGUCCUUCACGGAGGCGGAGAAGAAGCUGAGCCGAGACAUGAUGAGAUACUGGACGAAUUUUGCCAAAACCGGGUCAGUCAGCUUAUGGGGUCGGAAUGCCUUUUAGAGCAUUGUCUUCGUUAGCGGACCAGCAUCGUCAUAAUAUAAGAGAUAAGAAUAGCUGAAAUGAGGAUAUUUAUUUUUAAUUAAAGAUGAUGAUUGGAAUUUGAGAAGGAUUGCUUAGGGGUGUUAAAAAUAAUAAUGUUACAAGUUGAUAAAAUGAGAAUGUUAUUAGGUGAUAAAAUAAGAAUGUCACUAGAACAAAUUAAAAUGGCUUUUUUUUUUUUUUUCCUUCAAAGGAUAGUGGUGAUUGCUAAAAAAGUAUUUGAUUUUGUUUGUUACAAAAAUUUUUUUGAACUCAGGAGAAUUAUUUUUAAAUUUGUUACAAGUUGAUAAAAUGAGAAUGUUAUUAGGUGAUAAAAUAAGAAUGUCACUAGAACAAAUUAAAAUGGCUUUUUUUUUUUUUCCUUCAAAGGAUAGUAGUGAUUGCUAAAAAAGUAUUUGAUUUUGUUUGAUACAAAAAUUUUAUUGAACUCAUGAUACUUAUUUUUAAAUAUUAAUGAACCAAGAAAUCGAUAAAAACUCUAUAAAUUCGAUAAACUGGUUGAUUAGAAAUGAUUACAUGGAACUACCAGCAAUAACUUUGUAUUCCCUUGCGACAUGGCAAACUCCAAACUCGUAAGUUCUGAAACUGCUUUCUAUUUCUUGUUGUUUCUUGUUUUGCUUUCUCUGUUGAAGAAAGCUCUCAGUCGGAAGUUAUACAUUCAUAUUCCUCUUUUUUUUUCUUUUUUAAAUCUCAAGCUGCAACAUACCUUUUGUUGUCAAGCUUCAUCAUACAUUUUAUUUCAAGUUUCAACAUACCUUCUAUUUCAAGUUUCAACAUACCUUCUAUUUCAAGUUUCAACAUACCUUCUAGUUCAAGUUUCAACAUACCUUCUAUUUCAAGUUUCAACAUACCUUCUAUUUCAGGUUUCAACAUACCUCUAUUUCAAGUUUCAACAUACAUUCUAUUUCAAGUUUCAACAUACCUUCUAUUUCAAGUUUCAACAUACCUUUUAUUUCAAGUUUCAACAUACCUUCUAGAUCAAGUUUCAACAUACCUUCUAGUUCAAGUUUCAACAUACCUUCUAUUUCAAGUUUCAACAUACCUCUAUUUUAAGUUUCAACAUACCUUCUAUUUCAAGUUUCAACAUACCUUCUAUUUCAGGUUUCAACAUACCUCUAUUUCAAGUUUCAACAUACCUUCUAUUUCAAGUUUCAACAUACCUUUUAUUUCAAGUUUCAACAUACCUUCUAGAUCAAGUUUCAACAUACCUUCUAGUUCAAGUUUCAACAUACCUUCUAUUUCAGGUUUCAACAUACCUCUAUUUCAAGUUUCAACAUACCUUCUAUUUCAAGUUUCAACAUACCUUCUAUUUCAAGUUUCAACAUACCUUUUAUUUCAAGUUUCAACAUACCUUCUAGAUCAAGUUUCAACAUACCUUCUAGUUCAAGUUUCAACAUACCUCCUAUUUCAAGUUUCAACAUACCUUCUAUUUCAAGUUUCAACAUACCUUCUAGUUCAAGUUUCAACAUACCUUCUAUUUCAAGUUUCAACAUACCUCUAUUUCAAGUUUCAACAUACCUCUAUUUCAGGUUUCAACAUACCUCUAUUUCAAGUUUCAACAUACCUUCUAUUUCAAGUUUCAACAUACCUUCUAUUUCAAGUUUCAACAUACCUUCUAUUUCAAGUUUCAACAUACCUUCUAUUUCAAGUUUCAACAUACCUUCUAUUUCAAGUUUCAACAUACCUUCUAUUUCAAGUUUCAACAUACCUUCUAUUUCAAGUUUCAACAUACCUUCUAUUUCAAGUUUCAACAUACCUUCUAUUUCAAGUUUCAACAUACCUUCUAUUUCAAGUUUCAACAUACCUUCUAUUUCAAGUUUCAACAUACCUUCUAUUUCAAGUUUCAACAUACCUUCUAUUUCAAGUUUCAACAUACCUUCUAUUUCAAGUUUCAACAUACCUUCUAUUUCAAGUUUCAACAUACCUUCUAUUUCAAGUUUCAACAUACCUUCUAUUUCAAGUUUCAACAUACCUUCUAUUUCAAGUUUCAACAUACCUUCUAUUUCAAGUUUCAACAUACCUUCUAUUUCAAGUUUCAACAUACCUUCUAUUUCAAGUUUCAACAUACCUUCUAUUUCAAGUUUCAACAUACCUUCUAGUUCAAGUUUCAACAUACCUUCUAUUUCAAGUUUCAACAUACCUCUAUUUCAAGUUUCAACAUACCUCUAUUUCAGGUUUCAACAUACCUCUAUUUCAAGUUUCAACAUACCUUCUAUUUCAAGUUUCAACAUACCUUCUAUUUCAAGUUUCAACAUACCUUUUAUUUCAAGUUUCAACAUACCUUCUAGAUCAAGUUUCAACAUACCUUCUAGUUCAAGUUUUAACAUACCUAUUAGUUCAAGUUUCAACAUACCUUUUAUUUCAAGUUUCAACAUACCUCUAUUUCAAGUUUCAACAUACCUUCUUUUUCAAGUUUCAACAUACCUUCUAUUUCAUGUGUCAACAUACCUUCUUGUUCAAGUUUCAUCAUACCUUCUAUUUCAACUUUCAACAUACCUUCUAUUUCAACAUUCAACAUACCUUCUAUUUCAAGUUUCAACAUACAUUCUAGUUCAAGUUUCAACAUACCUUCUAGUUCAAGUGUCAACAUACCUUCUAUUUGAAGUUUCAACAUACCUUCUAUUUCAAGUUUCAACAUACCUUCUAUUUCAAGUUUCAACAUACCUCUAUUUCAAGUUUCAACAUACCUUCUAGUUCAAGUUUUAACAUACCUUCUAGUUCAAGUUUCAACAUACCUUCUAGUUUAAGUUUCAACAUAUCUUCUAGUUAAAGUUUCAACAUACCUUCUAUUUCAAGUUUCAACAUACCUCUAUUUCAAGUUUCAACAUACCUUCUAUUUCAGGUUUCAACAUACCUCUAUUUCAAGUUUCAACAUACCUUCUAUUUCAAGUUUCAACAUACCUUCUAUUUCAAGUUUCAACAUACCUUCUAUUUCAAGUUUCAACAUACCUCUAUUUCAAGUUUCAACAUACCUUCUAGUUCAAGUUUUAACAUACCUUCUAGUUCAAGUUUCAACAUACCUUUUAUUUCAAGUUUCAACAUACCUCUAUUUCAAGUUUCAACAUACCUUCUAUUUCAAGUUUCAACAUACCUUCUAUUUCAAGUUUCAACAUACCUUCUAUUUCAAUUUUCAUCAUACCCUUUAGUUCAAGUUUCAACAUACCUUCUAUUUCAAGUGUCAACAUACCUUCUAUUUCAAUUUUCAUCAUACCCUUUAGUUCAAGUUUCAACAUACCUUCUAUUUCAAGUUUCAACAUACCUUCUAGUUCAAGUUUCAACCUACAUUCUAUUUCAAGUGUCAACAUACCUUCUAUUUCAAGUUUCAUCAUACCCUUUAGUUCAAGUUUCAACAUACCUUCUAUUUCAAGUGUCAAGAUACCUUCUAUUUCAAGUGUCAACAUACCUCUAUUUCAAGUUUCAACAUACCUUCUAUUUCAAGUGUCAACAUACCUUAUAGUUCAAGUUUCAACAUACCUUCUAUUUUAAGUUUCAUCAUACCCUUUAGUUCAAGUUUCAACAUACCUUCUAUUUCAAGUGUCAACAUACCUUCUAUUUCAAGUUUCAACAUACCUUCUAUUUCAUGUGUCAACAUACCUUCUUGUUCAAGUUUCAACAUACCUUCUAUUUCAAGUUUCAUCAUACCCUUUAGUUCAAGUUUCAACAUACCUUCUAUUUCAAGUGUCAACAUACCUUCUAUUUCAAGUUUCAACAUACCUUCUAUUUCAUGUGUCAACAUACCUUCUUGUUCAAGUUUCAACAUACCUUCUAUUUCAAGUUUCAUCAUACUCUUUAGUUCAAGUUUCAACAUACCUUCUAUUUCAAGUGUCAACAUACCUUCUAUUUCAAGUUUCAACAUACCUUCUAGUUCAAGUUUCAACUAACCCUUUUCCACUAUUUCCUACUUAAUAUAACAUAAUGACAAAGAAAAACUAACGAUAAUACCAGAGCUGAUUAUAGGUAUGCUAAAAAUCCUAGUAUGAGGUACGAUAUAAUAAUUUUUACAAACAUAUGAGGAUGAUAGACACCUUCAUGGUAUUUUAACAUGCUCACAUCACUCUGAUGUCCUCAUGAAAAAAAAAACAAAAAACUUUAAAUGGUUCUCUAAAGACUUUUUGUCAUUUGAAUUUCCCUCAAAGAUCGAAUAACUCUGCAUGAUUCGUGCUAUUCUUGCUUCGUUUCGAAUCGCAAACUGGUAGGACAAUGAAGGCUCAGUAUUUCCUUAAUAGAUCUUAAAACAAUAGCGAGCACAAAGUUCAAAGGUCACACAAUGGCUGACUCUUCUGAUUGAUCAUCAGCUCUUUGUUUUUUUUCCCCCCCACAGCAACCCCAACAAAUCUCCUGGCCAAGAUCCGGUCAACGAGUGGCCACUGUUUCGUGAGCACGAGCAGGCGUACCUCAACUUGACCAUUGCCUCAACCUCGCCCGGGUACCCGUGGGGGUUCGCCCCCCGGGCUCAAGACUGUGCAUUCUGGGAUAUCUACCUGCCGCAACUUCUAACCCAAACUAGUGAGUACUGCUGCGCCAUCGUGUCUCCGUCCUGCCCGUGCCCUUGUAAGAUUUGCUGUUCAAACCCACAUGCCUGCCUCGAUCGCAGCCACGGAGACGCCCUGUAAAUACAUCAUGAAUUAGAGUGACGUAUUUCAGUUGACCCCUGGCAUUUGCAUGAACGUUUGAUGCGUCAUCAUUUCUUCAAAAAAUUUCUUCUUUAAAAUAUCGUUUACAGCUGCAUAUUUAUUCAAAAAUACUAACUUUUUCCUGUUACAUUAUGUAUCGUUAUAUAAACCCCAUUUAACCCCAUUUACUAACAAGAAAACCUGCAUUUGAUACACGGGUUUGCAAGUUAUAUAAGGGUUUGCAAGUUAUGCACGGCUUUGCCAGUUAUACAGUGGUUGGCAAGUUAUACACGGAUUUGCAAGUUAUACACGGGUUUGACAGUUAUACAGGAGUUUGAAAGUUAUACACGGGUUUGGCAGUUAUACAGGGGUUUGCAAGUUAUACACGGGUUUGGCAGUUAUACAAGUGUUUGCAAGUUAUACACGGGUUUGGCAGUUAUACAGGAGUUUGCCAGUUAUACAGGGGUUUGCAAGUUAUAAAGUGGUUUGCUAGUUGUACAAGGAUGUCUAAGUUAUACAGGCAAGUUACUUAUUGUGUGGGUUCAUCCAUGUCAAUAAUUGGUUUGUCAGUUAUUCGAUCCACUAAAGAAUCGCUUUCUGACUUUAUUGGUCCUCUAAAGAAUUUUUAUCUGACUUUAUCGGUGCUCUAAAGAAUUGUUAUCUGACUUAAUCGUCAAGACGUUAUUAUUUGGAGAGUUAAUUACUUUUUGAAUUUUCUGUUUUUUAAUAUUUUUUUUUUUUUUUUUUUUUUUUUUUUUAAUUUUUUUUUUUUUAAUAUUUUUUUUUUUUUUUUUUUUUUGAAUUAUAAUCAUGACUAUCCCAUGUACUAGCAAUUUACCUGAUAUCUAAUAUCAUGACAAUCUCAUAUACUAGCAAUGUACCUGUUAAUUAAUAUCAAGACAAUCUUAUAUACCAGCAAUUUACCUGCUGUCUAGUUAAGCUUUCAAGCCCAAAUUAAGUGUUCACGUAGCACAAAUCUAAUCCUUUAAGUCAGUGGUUCUCAACCUUCGUAAAGCUGCGACCCUUUAAUACAGUUUCUCGUGUUGUGGUGGCCCCGAACCAUAAAAUAAUUUUUGCUUCUAUUUCAUAAAUAUGUGUUUUCUGAUGGUCUUAGUCGACCCCUGUGUAAGGGUCGAUGGACCCCCGCCCCCCCCCCCCCCCCCCCCUAAAAAUUAAAUUAUGAAAGAUUUACACUAUUUUAGACCCCAAGUCCUUCUCUCCCUCCACCUGUCAUUAACACCCCCCCCCACACCUAACCCCCCCCCCAAAAAAAAAAAAAACUAACCUAAUAUGUAUUGAGCCCCCCAUUGCAGGAAUGCACUGACACUGCUUUUCGCACGCUGGUUUGCCGAAUUGACUACCUUCAUACGUCACUUCCUGUCUUUUCUUAAAGUCUUGUUUCGUUUGUGUUUCGUUCCACUUCACCUACUAACACCGAGCAUGCCAAAGUCCUGCAGCACCAGCUAACGCAUGGGUAAGUGCCAUUCACGACAUUGUCAGGGCCCGAGGGGGGGGGGGGGGGGGACAUGGCGCAAACCGGUGGGAGGAGUGGCGGGCUUAAGCCCCGAACGGAUUAAGUUUUGCCCACAUCAGCAGCCGAGAUAGAUCGGGCCCGUCAUCAUUAUCCUAAUUCAUAAUAAGGCUUCAUUAAUUAUUCUUUAUAUUAUAUUUAUUCAGAGACAUCCUUCAUAAAUAUUAUGCAAUACAUAUCUAUGUAAACUUACACUUUACUCUAUGAAUUACAUACACACAAAUAUAGUUUAUUAGCAGGGUUACAGACCAAAGAAUAUUAAUCAGCUUUUAUAAAGUUUCAUCUGAUGGAUAUAUAUGUUAUAAUGUAUGAUAUAUAUGUUAUAACAUAUGGUAUUUAUGUUAUGACGUAUGGUAUUUAUGUUAUAACAUAUGGUAUUUAUGUUAUAACGUAUGGUAUAUAUGUUAUAACAUAUGGUAUUUAUGUUAUAACGUAUGGUAUUUAUGUUAUGACGUAUGGUAUUUAUGUUAUAACGUAUGGUAUUUAUGUUAUAACGUAUGGUAUUUAUGUUAUAACAUAUGGUAUAUAUGUUAUAACAUAUGGUAUUUAUGUUAUGACGUAUGAUAUUUAUGUUAUAACGUAUGGUAUUUAUGUUGUAACGUAUGGUAUUUAUGUUAUAACAUAUGGUAUUUAUGUUAUAACGUAUGAUAUAUAUGUUAUAACAUAUGGUAUAUAUGUUAUAACAUAUGGUAUUUAUGUUAUGACGUAUGGUAUUUAUGUUAUAACGUAUGGUAUUUAUGUUAUGACGUAUGGUAUUUAUGUUAUAACGUAUGGUAUAUAUGUAAUAGCGUAUGGUAUUUAUGUUAUGACGUAUGGUAUUUAUGUUAUAACGUAUGGUAUUUAUGUUAUAACAUAUGGUAUAUAUGUUAUAACGUAUGUUAUUUAUGUUAUGACGUAUGGUAUAUAUGUUAUAACGUAUGGUAUUCAUGUUAUGACGUAUGGUAUAUAUGUUAUAACGUAUGGUAUUUAUGUUAUGACGUAAGGUAUAUAUGUUAUAACGAAUGGUAUUUAUGUUAUAACGUAUGGUAUAUAUGUUAUAACGUAUGGUAUAUAUGAUAUGACCAACACCCAAAGUUUAGUAAGUUUUUUUUUAACUGACCGACAAUUUCACACAGGGGUCAAAUGAAAGUCAUUAAAAUUUUAGACUGACAUUUAGGAGGAGUCCUAUGAGAUAAGCCAUUAACGUAGUAGAAUGAGUCUUUACAAAAAAAAAAAAAAUCAUCUUCUAAUUUUUAAACAUGUUGACAAAUGCCUUAUGAAAUUUUCAUGUCAACAUCACAUUUAAAAUAUUUUUUUUUUAAAAUAAAUUAAGACUAAACCAAAUAGGAGGUCCAUUUGUACACAAUAAGAUUCUCCAUUGUCCAAGCUGGUUAAGCCAUGCUGCCAUGUUCAACUCUCACCACAAUGUCUAUGUUGGUCAAGUCAUGUGAUUAUUCUGUUGGUCAAGUCAUGUGAUCAUGUUCAUCUCUCUCCCCACAGGAAACAUCACAGACGCCGAGACGGAAUGGAAGAUGCAGUUUAAUGAAUGGAAGACCAAGUACAUCGUGGACUGGAAGACGCAGUUCGACAGUUUCCUGCACAACUACCAGCGCAGAAUGGGGAGCUGCAGUGGGGGCAAGCCGUGAGGCAGGAUGGGGAGCUUCAGUAGGGGCAAGCCGUGAGGCAGGAUGGGG